CUGGUGAAGUGGACGAAGCGGAAAUUGAAGAUCUUUUUGACGAGUUAGAGGACCUUAGUGACUCUGGGCCAGAAGUUGACACCAUCUCCAUUACAUCGACACCAAAGCCUUCCCUACGGCCGUACUUCUCCUCCUCUAGAUCUCUACUUAACGAAGGUCUCAGUGUGCCAGGGGGUACUUACCUGCGAUUGAAGGUACCAGGUGCGUUACGACCUCGUGGUGUUAAAGCAGACAAAGUAGGAGCAGACAGGUUAAGUGAUGAGAGUAGCAAAAGAGCAGACAGUGACCAUAUGGAGAACUGGACAGACCAAGAACACUCUGAUCCCCAGUGCUUGGCCUCUUCCCCACCCAGAGAAGACAAGAAUAAGAGCAACAAGAAUAAGUUGUUCAAUAGAGAUCGCAGUAAUAUGUCUUUAAAAGAGAGGAAAAGCAUUUCAUCUACGGGCGGGUCUACACCACGACAGGAGAAGAUGGUUGUUGAACGCUCAAACUCCAGUGCCAAUGUUGAUUCUAGUCCGAGAAAGGUGUUGUUGGAACAGUUGGCACGAGUAUUACCAGUUGAAGACGUACAACUUCCCGACCAUGUGGUGCUUGUAAACACUGGAGAGUCCCACGGUGCACUACUGGCAGCACACCUCACUGAACAUGGACACAGAGUUAUCACAACAAUGGCCUUAGCCGAUGUUAAGGCCACUGUCUCCCAUCUCGUAAAUAAAUUACAGAAAUUCUGCAACAGUAAUUUAAAGGCCCCAGGCCCUAUGAAGGUGGUAGUUGUUGGGUCUGAUCUAUACAUCAGUUGUGUCUUACGGCCCUAUGUAGAUCAGUUCUCUUCCAAACCACCAGACUUCCAGAACCAUGUUAGAUUUCUCAUCAUUCCUCUUGGUGUAAAUAGUUUAGCAAAGUACUUAGGCUCCAUAGACUCUGUAUAUGGUGCAGCUUUUGUCAGUGAAUCAUGGCGAGAGGUUGUAGAGCGCUGGGAAAAGCCUGAUGUACAAGAAGUUGUUAACCGCGUCCAUCGCUACCUCACACAGGCACAGCAAACAUUACAUCUACCUAUUGCUGAAGCCAUGCUUACCUACAAGGAGAAGAGUGGAGAUGAUGAAUCAUCUCAAGCCUUUGUGCCAUUCAUUAUGGACGUACGGUUGGGCAGUGGUGAUGUCACCUCAUCUUCAGUUGACCUGGAUGACCCAACAACAGCUCCAUCUGCUGUUAUACUUCCUGGCUCUCCUCCAGCUGCAUCAACACCCACAACAGGGCUAAAUAUAAUAGAUAAAACACGUGACAACACAACUCCACCAUCAUCACCUAAUAUCAAUAGUUCACACUUGACCAACUACAAGAUGAUAUCUGAGGGCAUUGGGCAGGAACCUCUUGACCUCCAGGUUGAUUAUUGGUUAGUACGUGGAUCAAGUCGAGAGGAGAAGGAGAAGGACAGAGAAAAAGAUAAGACUCGAGUUGAAGGUGGAAAAUACACCCUUAAGACGAGCUUCCGUACUUUGCAAGUGGCUCGGUUGGCACCACUUGGUGUGGCCCAUCCAUUUGAUCCCACCACAUGUCACCACUUAACGCUCUCCUUUGCAACCAAGGAGAAAAAACAAAGAAUUAUGCGGCUUGGCAAAAAGAAGGAAAAGGAACGUGAAACAGAAAGUCGACGAGAAGUUGUGGAUGGUGUUAGCAGGUUAUUGGGUAGUGCCAAGAAUCAGCCUUUUAAAGUGAGCGUAGACUCGGCUGAGUGGACAAAUGUGAAGUUCUUCCAGUUGUCCUCCCAGUGGCAGACACAGAUCAAAUCCUUCCCUAUCUCUCUUUUCAGUCUACAAGACUCAAACUUGUGACUCAGUACCCCUCAUGAAUCUUAAAGUUAGCCUUUUUUCAACUCCAGGACACAAACGACAACAAGCAUCAGCAGUUGUAACAUCACAAUGUAAAGUUUGACACCACAAGCAAUAAAAGCCACUGAACAAUCUCACAUAGUGAUCCAAUUCUUACAACUGUUUUCAUUCCUUAAAGAACAUUGUAAUUGGCAAACACAAGUACAUUAGGUUUAAACCCGUCUGUAUUACAAACUGAAACUAUUGUAUGAACACAUUAUUAGGUUUGGUAUGUGAACAGUUUCGGUUUGUUGUAAAGACAUGAUUAUGAUCAGAAGGAUGAAGAUAAUUUUAAAGAAACUCUGAUCAAAAUGUGACUCAAGUUAGGUUAACCUGAAACUUAAAUAAAAUUUCCCAGAGGGCUUUGGACAGUUCAAAGGAUAAGCAAAUAGAUUUUAGUCAACAACCCCUGAUCUCAUGUCUGAAAUAUUGUGUUGUCUGCUGUAAAAUUUUGAAGUGAAAAAAAAUAGAUGUUACGGACUUUUAUGUGUAGGCCUAUGUGGUACCUGAAAUAUGGCAUGCUCAGCACUUUUAACUUGGAAAUAAAUAAUUCUGUCAGUUAAAUAAAUACCAGGUUGACAGCCCUUUAUCCGAAAUUCCGAAAACCGAAAAGCUCUGAAAACCGAAAGUUUUUUUUGUGGGGCUUUUUUUUUUUUUUU
Homarus americanus (American lobster) is the source of this 2527-nucleotide messenger RNA. RefSeq names its product phosphofurin acidic cluster sorting protein 1-like (gene KrT95D). The record is from RefSeq and is a predicted model, not a curated record. NCBI's taxonomy places the organism in Eukaryota, Metazoa, Arthropoda, Malacostraca, Decapoda, Nephropidae. Gene Ontology annotation, biological process: protein localization to plasma membrane.